Peniophora sp. CBMAI 1063 is the source of this 764-nucleotide messenger RNA. NCBI's taxonomy places the organism in Eukaryota, Fungi, Basidiomycota, Agaricomycetes, Russulales, Peniophoraceae. The record is from the annotation of a GenBank genome assembly.
UACCACGCAAGAUCAUCACGGACCGCGGCUCUACCUUCGUUUCCUCGUUCACGCGCGCUCUCAUGGACCAACUUGGCAUUGUCGGGAACCCCUCAACGGCGUAUCAUCCACAGACAGACGGACUUACCGAGCGCUAUAACCAGGAACUCAAGACCUUCCUCCGCCUCUACGUGGACUACCACCAGAGCGAUUGGGUCAAAUACCUCAAGUCGGCGCAGUUUUCGUACAACAACACGGUUCAUUCCUCGCAUCACGAAACACCGUUCUACGCUUCUGAGGGACGCCAUCCAUACAGCGGACUCAAUCCCCGCGCCACAGACCACGUACCCGCUGCCACAUCAUAUGCUCAACAUCUCAAGAAGGUCCAUGAGGAGAUCGCAUCUGCGCUACGCCAGGCUAAGGAGACCAUGAAGGAGAUUGGCGCGUCCGCAUAUCGCCUGGAUAUUCCCCCAACGUGGAAGACGCACAACGUAUUCAACGAGGCUCUCCUCACGCCCUACACCCCGCCCGCUUUUGCAAAUCAAGCCAACCCGCCAGAGCCCCCACCAGAGAUGAUUGAUGGUGAAGAACGAUAUGAGGUCGAGGCCGUCAUCAACUCCAAAAUUAUUGGCCGAGGCGCACACCGGAGCAUGAUGUACUUAGUUAAGUGGAAGGGGUACUCGGACCGCCACAACAGCUGGGAACCAGUUGCCAACUUGAUGCAGGAUGCCGACGAAGCGAUUGACGACUACCACAAGGCGCAUCCGCGACGCAUACGUGUCUAG